GAGGAGGGAACUUCAUGUACUUUUCUAGAUUGUGAAGCAUCACAUUUGGCCAGUGUAACUACUGCACUCGCCGGGACGGUCACCUAGAAACAUCUGAACUGACAGCUAACACAAUGAAGAUCUGGACCUCUGAACACAUAUUUAAUCACCCAUGGGAGACGGUGACCAAAGCUGCAAUGCAGAAGUACCCCAACCCUAUGAACCCCAGCGUAGUCGGAGUGGACGUGCUGGACCGGAGUGUGGACACCCAAGGACGGCUCCACAGCAAAAGACUACUGAGCACAGAAUGGGGUCUUCCAUCCUUAGUCAAAUCGAUCAUUGGAAACACGCGGUCGUGCACUUACAUCCAGGAGCACUCAGUGGUGGACCCCGAAGCUAAGACAUUUGAGUUACAGUCAGCCAAUAUCACAUUUACGAACAUGGUUUCAGUGGAUGAGAGACUCAUAUACAGGCCACACCCAGAAGACCCAGAAAAGACGAUACUGACACAAGAGGCCCUCAUCUCGGUGAAGGGAGUGAGUCUGAGCAGCUACCUGGAGGGAGUCAUGGCGACCACCAUCUCAACAAAUGCUGGCAAGGGUCGGGAAGCAAUGGAGUGGGUUAUCCGGAAGCUGAACACAGAAAUCGAAGAACUCGCCGCCACAGCCCGUGGAACCAUGCGAGCCCCUAUGGCAGCGGCCGUCACAGAGAAAUGACCCUUCCCCUCUCCGAUAUCUAUCUAACAUCUCUCAGUCUAGCACCUCUUUCUCGAUCUGCAUUCCCUGCUCUUUCUUUUCUUCUCUCUCUUUCUUACUUCUCUCUCUCUCUCACUUCUCUCUCUCUCUCUCUUUCUCUCUGGAGACUCUUCUCCUGUGCCAGCACUCGAAGCCUCCUUCUGUGUUGCCCAUACUUCCUUAGCUCUUUCAUUUUUUUUUAUUUCCAUUCAUGGAAAGGUAUUCUAUCCAUCUCCCUUUGUCAAAGCCUCUACAUUAGAUGCUGAAGGGAUACCCGGGCAGCGACACACAAGGAGGCUCAUCAUCUACCACAGCUUCAAGGCUCCCAAGGCGGUCGGUCUCGGAGUCUGUCUUUUGGUGGACACUUAAGGACUAGAGCUCAUUCAGGUCACAGGGUGGCAAGUGGGGGGGGAAAGUGGAUAUGCAAUAAUAGAAAACUAAAAAAAAAGAGAACAGAACAGUACCAACGAAAAGGUCACCAGUGCCAGGAGCUCUUCCUAUCUUCCUAUCAUGGUUUUUGUUUGUGUUCAGCCUUUGCACAAGAUGUGUUCUGUGGCACUCUUUUUGUCACACGGCCAGCAUUCUGAACAGUGCUGGUGGUUAGGUUACAAUACAGCUUAUGACUGUGCCGCAGACAGCAGGGGUCACCGUGCAAGUUAGCCCACCUGACUCGCGUGCCGUGCUCACGUGUAGGACGACACAAACACCAACAGCAACAGCCACUGGUGUGCAGUUAUGAAAGGAUCAGCCAUGGUUUUUAUGCAGCACAGUGCCAAGAGUUCUUCAUGCGACAGCACUCCCUAAGCUUGGUUAUAUGAGCUGUGAAUGCUUCAGUCCACUCUCAACAGCUAUUCUGCUUAACAUGCUGGGAAGGGUUUCCCUACUGGCUCCUCUGGACUUGAAAGUCAAGUACUGUACCAGUAAUAACAAACAGUAAUAAAUAGUAAAUAACUCAGAUAUUGUCAGAUAUUUUUUUAUUUUGAUAUGUCUUUUCAAGAGAAUAUUUGAAGGGAACAAAAUAUCGCUUUGUUUUCUUUUUCUGAUAAUAGUUUCAUAGAGAGGACCAUCUUGAAUGCAUUGUAUUUAGGUAUUGAUUGUAGGCUUGAUGUGUAAGCAGACAGCUUUCUCUUUGGGCAAAUAGGCCCAAAGCAGAGUGGCUCUCGGAAGAAAACUGCCCCAAUACUAUUGAAUUUCCACCUGGCAUUUGAUAUUUAGAUUUGGUAUAUUAAAAGACCCACCACUUUUUAAAGCAAAUGUAGAACUACAUGAUUUGAAUUAGCUGUUUAAGACUAAGCAGUUAUCAGAAAUUGUUACAUGGUGUCUCGGGACAUGGUGUCCUUCAGGGGUCACCUUUGAAGGUGGUGGCUGUUGCUCAUUUCAAAAGUUAUGUCACCUUGUUGUCCCCAAGGAUUGUCCAAUCAAUCAUGAUGGUACUAUAUUUGUUUCUGAAGUACUUAAAAAAAAAAAAAAAAACUCUGCAUUUGUUUAACUUAUUCCAUUUUUCUUUGAAGUUUUGUCUUUAUCCAACCUCAGAAUGAAAACAGAGUUAUCUAGGUGGGGAAACAAUGCAAGGAGUCAGGAAACUGCUUUUUCUAUUGAAGACCCAAAUGUAUGAAGUAAUGACAGGACACGUGAAGAGUUAUAAACAUAUGUUAUGGGUUUUCUUUGUUUUGUUUUUAGUGAUAAAAAAAGUUUUUUUUCUGAUAAGGGGAAAAUAAAUAACAACUAUUUAUUUAUUUAUGAUAGGCUUUAUGUGUGUUUUCAAUGCAGUGGUGAUGGCGAUGAAAAGCAAGUCUGCUCUCAGUGAGGGGAAAAAAGAUGCUACAGGUGUACUUUCCAGAACACUUCAAAGUUGAAUGGUUCAGUGUGUUUUAUUGUGUUAAGUACAAAGUAGACAGGAUGUUGCAGUCAAUAUUGUUAACACAUUUUUCUAGACUCAUUCCUGUUUGCAGUGUUUACUCGAUAUUACACUUUUAAAAUUACUUCCAUUGGAAGCCUUUAAAACGGUGAACUGCACUUAAUGUCGGCUCAUUGUCGGCGACAUUUGUUCUACAUUCAGACUUGACAACUGCUAAUGGAACAGCAUAUCUCAUUUCUUGUUAAAACAUUUACUGAUUGUCAUUAAGUCAUUGGUUGGAGAGUAUUUGAUGAAAAUAAAGAAAUGUAAAGAUGA
Messenger RNA from Sardina pilchardus (European sardine), 2886 nucleotides. RefSeq names its product PRELI domain containing 3 (gene prelid3b). NCBI's taxonomy places the organism in Eukaryota, Metazoa, Chordata, Actinopteri, Clupeiformes, Clupeidae. The record is from RefSeq and is a predicted model, not a curated record. The coding region runs from base 114 to 695 and encodes 193 amino acids. Gene Ontology annotation, biological process: phospholipid transport. Gene Ontology annotation, molecular function: phosphatidic acid transfer activity. Gene Ontology annotation, cellular component: mitochondrial intermembrane space. The transcript has 6 exons.